Molecule: messenger RNA, 739 nt
Organism: Tachysurus vachellii
Lineage: Eukaryota; Metazoa; Chordata; Actinopteri; Siluriformes; Bagridae
Gene: ndufb5
Product: NADH:ubiquinone oxidoreductase subunit B5
Exons: 6
Coding region: 43-603 (186 amino acids)
Source: RefSeq, a predicted model, not a curated record
CCAAUCAGUGAAGUUCUCGGUAAAGCACUGCCCAAAACAAACAUGGCGGCGUUCAGCGUCCUCCGAGCUGCGGCAGCGUUUGCCGCCAGGUUAAACCCUUUAAAACGUGCAAAUCAGUCCUCAGAUCUACUUUCCAGAGCAGUAGUGCGCUCAGAACAAGUGGCUGUCCGUUAUGGAAGUCAUGGAAAGAAAAUGUUUGUCAUCAAGCCCACUGACUUUUAUGACAGAAGAUUUCUCCAUUUGCUGAAAUUUUACAUCCUGCUCACUGGGAUUCCUAUUGCAGCGUUUGUGACGUUUGUAAACGUUUUCAUCGGUGAGGCGGAAUUGGCUGAAAUCCCAGAGGGCUAUGAGCCAGAGCAUUGGGAAUACUACAAGCAUCCCAUUACUCGAUGGAUUGCCCGGAAUAUUUACGACAGUCCAGUGAAGGAUUAUGAGAAAAUGAUGGCACUUAUCCAAAUUGAGAGUGAGAAGGCUGAACUGAGAAAAAAGCAGCUUGAGGUUCGGAAGCACAUGAGGGCAAAAGGAGAUGGACCCUGGUUUUAUAUCGACACAGUUGAUAAGAACCUUAUUGACCAGAGUCCUAAAGCAACACCUGACAAUUAAAGCCUGGGGUGGACAUCUGAUAGCCACCACCUGAACCUGAACUAUUGUCAUUAUACAAUGUAUAAUGGAUACUGAUAUUUGUGCAGAUAUAUUUGUGUUCUUUUGCUGCUCACACCAAUAAAGUGUAGAAGCCAAA